GAUCAGCCAGUUUGUCGAUCAAAGGUUGGUGUGCUGAAGUUGCAGCAGGUCUGCGCACAGCACAGAUAAACUUCGCCCUGCGCUGUGCGAUGUGGAGGCAUCAUCUUUGCCCAUGUCCUUCCUUGCCACCGGCUUUGGCUGCCUACCCCUGAGGAGGAGUUUUGGACUCGGUCGCCCACCCCCCUCCCAUCCUGGUCAGUGAGUGCAGAUUGGGUCUCUCUCAGUGGAUCGGCGGCUGGACCUGGGGGAGCAAAAGCUGGAGAGAGGCUGGGAGGGGCUUGGGAAUGAUCUUGAGGGGAUUUGGUAUGCCAUCAUGACUUUAGCAAAUUUCUACAGAUGUACCAUGGAGGAUUGCAACUGCUUGUGUCACUGUCUGGUAUGAGGCAGUGCGCAGGAUCUACAAAAGCUGCAGACGGUUGUAAACUCAGCCGGUUCAUCAUGGGCACAACCCUCCCCACCAUCCAGACUACGUUCGAAAGGCAGAUCCAUCAUUAAGGACCCUCGCCAUCCAGGACAUGCCCUCUUCUCAUUGUUAUCAUCAAGGAGGAGGUAUCAGAGCCUGAAGGCACACAGUCAAUGUUUUAGGAACAUCUUCUUCCCCUCUGCCAUCAGAUUUUUGAAUGGAGAAUGAACCCAUGAGCACUACCUCACUAUUCCUCUUCUGGACAUUUAUAAGCUUUAUAAUUUGGAGUGAUUUAAAGUCCUUAUGCUGUCCUGAUGCCUCACAACAACAAACUUCACUUCACAUCAUGCAAAACACUGGAGGAACUCAGCAGGUCAGGCAGUGUCUAUGGAGAAGAAUAAAGAAUGAACAUUUGGGGCUGAGCCUCUUCAUCAGGACUGGAAGAAGGGGCCAGAAGCUGGAAUAAGAAGAUGUGCUAAGGACACCACCUGAUGGCUCCACCUUUAGUUCUGGGCGCAGAGACCUGGGCCGCGAGCGGUGGGACUUACGUGGUGACCCUGGACACGUUCUGUGCCCUGAGCCUCCUGCUUCUCAUCCUGCUUGUGAUCUCCUGUGGGGACUGCAUGAGGAAUUCAUCUCAGUUCUCAACGGACAGGAACUACACGGAAUAUACAGAGGGUGAAACACAGCUGAUCCGGGUGAUGAAGCUGGACGACAAUGAACAGCCAAAGAUCACCUGCAAACUGACGUUAAGAGAAGGUACGGGCCUGAGAGAAGGUUCCUUGCAUUCGCAAGAGGCGAGCUGGCAAAAUGAUGUGCAGGUGCCUGGGCCCACAUCCCCUGAACUUCGGUGUUCCCCUACUCCACAGAGCAGGGCACUGCCGGACAUUCCCACGGGCCCCGUUGACACCGAGGGAAAGGGGGACCCCAUCUACCAGACAGCCAGCGAGUUGGACGCCCCUUGCCAAGGUGCAGAGGAGGAGCCAAACGAGCAACCGUACGUGGCCUCCAGCCAGCUGGGUCCAGACACACCAACAACUGAUCUGAUGCUGGAGGAGGAGGAGGAGGGUGGUAGGUCUGCUUCGGAGAAAGUGACGGCUGUCUAUGCCCGGGUCAGCAAGAAGGUGAAGAGCCCAUCAGGUGAGGCAGCCCCGGCCCCUUGCCCUCCACCUGGGAAACUGGAGCAGGACGAGCUGCCCCCUCCCAUCCCAGAAAAGCUCUUCAGCGAUGGAGACAUCGGCGAUUCACCGGGGAACCAGAGCUGGGACCGGACAACCGACGAUCCCUCCCCAGUGGAGGGUGUGCGUGCUGACCCCCUGCCGGAAGGGUGCCGUGGAUGAACAGAUUCGGCGAUUGGAGUGUCCAGGCCGAAGGGCUGGCAGAUCCGGCACUGCAGGACGGCUUCUCUCUCUGGGCUCCUGAUCUUCAGCCAUCUUGGGCCAGCUCAGACCCCGUCUAACAGCUUCCUGCAGACUUCAGCUCAAUCUCACAUGUCAUUGGGCUGGGGGUGAGCAAGAUUGGGGGCCAGGGUUUGGACCUCACCCUUCAAUGCUCCUUAACCAGCGUAGCUGUCACCAUUUGAGAAGAUUGCCAAAUCCCUUGAGGAAGACAUCGCCAGUGUCCACUGAAUAGUGCUUUACGUUCUGCUUUCCAGUGCCAGUGAUCCACGUUCACUUCCCUCUGCUAUCUGUAAGGGGUUUGUACGUUCUCUCUGUGACCUCCAGAUGCUCCAGUGUCCCCCACUCCAUGAGUGAAGCUGCCCCUGUGCUGUCGCCUCGGCAACCUGUGAGCUGUUCCGUCCUGCUCUGGGGCAGAGGAAUGCCUAAAUGUCCUGAAGCAAUUAUAUCUGGGUUACAUUAGAUCAGGGUUAUUUCUCAUCUGUACUUUGAAACUUCGAUGAAAUGCACCAUUUGCAUAAAUGACCAAGAGCGUGGAAGUGUGUGCUGGGGCAGCCCGCCACGAUUCCCCCCACCAACACAGCUAACUAACUCUAACGCGUGUCUUUGGACUCUGGGAGGAAACCAGAGCACUGAGAGGAAAGCCACAAGGUCAUGGGGAUAUCGUACAAACUCUUAAAAACAGCAGUGGGAAUUGAACCCCGAUUGGGAUAGCUCGCACUGAAAAGUGUUACGCUAACCGCUACGCUGCCUGUGUAUCAAUGCAGAGCAGAGCCUGGGUGUAUAAUGGCAGGGAAGCUGGAGACAGGGAUCUAUCCUGUCCUGUCUAUCCCUGAGCGAUCCCAGGAAUCCACAGCUCUGACGGUUUUCAGUGAUAGGCUGCCGCAACGUCGUAGAGACAGAGUUAGAGGGAACUGGAACCCAGCAGCAGGACUGGGAGUGGACAGCAACUCUGACUCCUCGUCCUCCUCCUCCUCCAGGAAGUGAACUCUGGUUGUGUAGCGUCAUACAGCACAGGAGGCCAUUCUGACUCAUUGACUCCAAUCCCAUUUCGUCCUUUCCAGCAACCUGUCACUUUGCUCUGAUACCCCCACAUGUCAUUUACCCCACCAAUGCGUAUGUCUUUAGGAUGAGGGUCGAAACCGGAGCACCCGAGGAAAGCCGAUCCAGACACUCCACAUAGACAGUGCCUGACCUGGGUCCCCGGAUCUGUCCUAACAGCAUCACCCGGUCGCUCGGCUGCUGAGUGUUAUUUUUAAUAUUGUACCAGUAAAAAGCAUUUAUCAUUUGUUAAGGGCAUUGUCUCAGUCCAAAACGUCGACUGUUCAUUCCUCUCCAUAGAUGCUGCCUGUCCUGCUGAGUUCCUCCAGCGUUUUGUGUGUGUUGCUCUGGAUUUCCAGCAUCUGCAGAAUCUCGUGUGCAAUCUUUUUUUAAUUCAUUAAAAUAAAAGGCAGAUAUUCAGA
Messenger RNA from Hypanus sabinus (Atlantic stingray), 3263 nucleotides. RefSeq lists its product as uncharacterized. Lineage: Eukaryota; Metazoa; Chordata; Chondrichthyes; Myliobatiformes; Dasyatidae. The transcript has 6 exons. Bases 895 to 1743 code for a protein of 282 amino acids. The record is from RefSeq and is a predicted model, not a curated record.